Messenger RNA from Tupaia belangeri chinensis (Chinese tree shrew), 1911 nucleotides. Its product is annotated as beta-1,3-galactosyl-O-glycosyl-glycoprotein beta-1,6-N-acetylglucosaminyltransferase 7. The transcript has 3 exons. Gene Ontology annotation, cellular component: membrane. The record is from RefSeq and is a predicted model, not a curated record. NCBI's taxonomy places the organism in Eukaryota, Metazoa, Chordata, Mammalia, Scandentia, Tupaiidae. The coding region runs from base 92 to 1375 and encodes 427 amino acids. Gene Ontology annotation, molecular function: acetylglucosaminyltransferase activity.
UUACAGCAUCCUAAACUCUAUUCAUUGUUCUUUUAGGAGGCCCAACGGAAAAGCUUCGAACUAUGGUAUUAACACACUGGGAGCCCCAAGUAUGAGCCAGCUUCGAGCCACAAAGCCCGGACUCCUCGUGUGCAUGGCCAUCUGCACCUCCAUUUUUCUUUAUUUAAGGACUCCCACUCCAGAGGAGCCCGAGGAGGAGCCCGCUUACCCUGCAGUGGUUGACUGCGGCUUUUACCCAGAUGAACUGUGUUCAGCUUUAUUUGAAGGGAAAGGGGCUGCCUCCCAAGUUGCACAAUUCUGUAAAAACCCUCACCGAUCUGAAAUCCUUGCUCAUUUCUAUGCGCCAGGAAAUUGCUCCAGGACUUCCCAGGGACUGCGUUUCAUAACCAGACCCCUGUCCGCAGAGGAGGGCAACUUCUCUUUGGCAUAUAUUGUAAUGAUUCAGGAGGAGCUGGCUACAUUUGUGCAGCUCCUCAGAGCUAUUUACGCACCCCAGAACGUCUACUGUGUUCACGUUGAUGAGAAGGCCCCGAAGAAGUUUAAGACUGCAGUGCACACCCUGGUCAACUGUUUUGAAAAUGUUUUCAUUUCAUCAGAGAAUGAGAAGGCAGCUUCUGCUGGCUUUCCGAGGCUACAGGCCGAAAUCAACUGUAUGAAAGAUCUCGUCCAUGCCAAGCUGCAGUGGAGCUAUGUCAUCAACCUUCGUGGACAGGACUUUCCAAUCAAGACCAACAAGGAAAUCAUACGGCACAUCAGGAGCAAAUGGACCGACAAGAACAUCGCUCCGGGAGUAAUCCAGACCCCAAACGCUAAAGCCCAGACCAGUCAAAGCCACCCUGAACUCAGCCCUGAAGGGCAUAUCCGUGUGUCUCCACACAGAAGAUUCAAAGAUGAACCACUCCAUAAUGUAACAAUUUAUUCUGGAAGUGCUCACUACAUACUUACGAGGAAGUUUGUGGAGUUCCUACUGACUGAUGUCCGCGCAAAAGCCAUGCUGCAGUGGGCCAAAGGCAUGCGGAGCCCCGAGCAACACUACUGGGUGACCCUGAGCCGCCUCAGAGAUGCUCCAGGCGCCUCACCGAAUGCUGGCUGGGAGGGAAAUCUUCGAGCCAUUAAAUGGAGACACGAGGAGGGGAAAGUUCAUGACGGCUGUAAAGGCCACUAUGUCCAAGAUGCCUGUGUGUUCGGACCAGGAGACCUGCCCUGGAUCAUCCAGUCACCUUCGUUGUUUGCCAGCAAAUUUGAGCCCUCCGCAGAGCCCCUGGUGGUCCUGUGCUUAGAGAGGUGGCACAGACUUAGAGUCCUGGGGCAGGCAGAAGUUCCCACAGAACCCCACUGGCACUUCCGACAGCAAAGCCAUUUUAACAUGAGCUGAACUGCUAGGGAGUGCUCACGUUCCUCACCAUGCCCUCUGCUUCCCUGACCUGAAACACGGGCACAGGCAAUCAGACAGGAAGAAAAAUGACUCCUUGGUACACAUUAGCCCUAAAAUGAGCUGAGAAACAAGCCACCGACAAACCAUUAUUAUCAAUUAUAUGCCCUUAUUACAGCUUUGGGGGAAAAAAUGGAGAAAAAACUCAAGGUACCAGGAAGACCAACUGCUUAGGUACAAACGUGCUGUAGACCCACCUUUCCAAGCACUGAGAGCCCAGUUCCCGCAGGAGUAAGAAUACCGCACGCUACAACAACGUUUUGAAGGCCUGGCUACUUCAGCAUAGGAGAUGCCAAUAAAAGACUAACCCCCUGGGCUGCCCCCGUAGUGCAGGAGUUGAGUCCUAUGCAGAGGGAGCUGGAUCUCAUAGUUGACUGUGUCCAAAUCCUGGUUCUAGAGGCUUGAAACACACAUUAGGUGUGUGGGUGUGUGCCCCCGAAUUCUGAUGAGAUGAAUGCUCCACCUGGGGCUGCUCUCUG